Molecule: messenger RNA, 1661 nt
Organism: Cicer arietinum (chickpea)
Lineage: Eukaryota; Viridiplantae; Streptophyta; Magnoliopsida; Fabales; Fabaceae
Source: RefSeq, a predicted model, not a curated record
ACGUCAUCAUAGGAGUAUAAUUUAAUUUUCUGAGAUGAAAAUGAAGCACAGAAAGCUAACUAAGCUAAGGUUGCGGUCUUUAUCUCUCUCACGUUCUCUUCCCUUCCAUUCAAUCCCCAAAUAUUUUUUUGUUUUUGCCUCAUUGAAUUCAAUCCCCAAAGUUGCAUAAAUACUUAUAAUUCAAAUUCAAAAAACAAAAAUAGCAAUUUUAUUUUGUUAUUUAAAAAAAAAAAAAAAAAGAGAAAAUGUCUUGGCUCUUCAAGUCCAACUACCCUGACCCAGAUUCUUCCAAUCUUCACCGCACCGUCAUCCGCUCCUCUUCUCAGCCGUCAUCUCCGCACUCCACCGCCGUCGUUCACGGCGUCAAGGAUGACCUAUCUCUUAUUUUCCGCGGCGUCGCCAACUUCCUCGCUCCGCUCCCUUCUUCUUCUUCUCCCUCUUCCUCCGGCGAGUCCACCGCGCCUUCACAAACUCUCACCGGAAUCCGAAAUGAUCUCGUGGAGAUCGGCGGAAGCUUCAAGAACUCGCUCUCCCUUCUCUCACCACGCAAAGCCGUCACCGGAAUCUCGAAGCUCGCUGCUCAAUUGCUGCAGUCUGAGCGCGAUCAUGAAGAAGUUGAUGAAGGUGCGGUGCCUGGGACAACGGAUGAUGUCGUUCGUUUCGUGAAGAAAAUUUCUACCCGGCCUGAGUGUUGGACCGAAUUCCCCUUUCCACUCCAUAAUGCAGAUUGCAGCCUGUCAAAUUAUCAGAGAGAACAUGCGCUGGCUAUAGAACAACUGGUGCCUGAAUUUGUUACACUUAGAAUGAACCUUUGCAGUUACAUGAAUGUGGAAAAGUUUUGGAUGAUCUAUUUUUUGUUAAUACUUCCAAGACUUAAUCAACAUGACUUUGAGCGCCUAUCAACCCCCAAGAUUGUUGAAGCAAGAGAUGUUCUUCUACAAAAACUUGAAGAGAGGAAAGAUAUGAAAGUCGGAGAAUGUGAUAAAUUAGGUGUUGUAGAUACACGUCAAGAGGGUACGGAGGACAGUGGAACAGAAAGUAUCACAUUUGACCAAAACCAGAUAUUGACUGAGGUUACAAAGGCUGCUAAGGGUUUAGAAAUUGACGACACAAUCAGUAGUGAAAAAUGGUUGACAGAUACAGAUAUUGAUGCUACUUCACUGACUUCCUGUACAAAACAUCAACAGGAAGAGGACAUGUCAUUCAGUGACUUAGAGGAGGAUGGAAGUUAUAGCUCUGAUAAAUUAUCAGGCCAUGGGGAGGCCAUCAGGGGUUCAUCGCCCGAUGGUUCAAGUGACUGGGUUCAGCUACGUGAAAGCGAAAGAGGUGGCAGGCAGAAGGCUAUCCGUUUAAAAGGCAAGGAUUCUGAAGAUGAGUCAAAUGAUUGGCUCGCUGUUGACGAGUUUAGUUAGAUAUAGUCUUUCUCUCUAUUUGUAAAGGUUCAGCGUUUUUCACUUUUAAAUUUAUUUAGGAAUUGCAAAUUCCUAUAAAUUAAAAUGUUUCUUAUGGUUUGAUUGUAAUUAGAAAACUUUCACUAGCUGGCCACGACUGAGAAUGUGACGUCAUAGUUGUAAAAUAAUUUAUACUAUGAACAGAAUUAACUUGGCUUAUAAUUCCUUCCAAAGUCUAAAUAUAUGUCUAUGUGAAGUAAUGGUUUGCAC